GCUGUCCUUAUUUCAGACGAAAUUUAACCGUACCUGUAGCUGUUUAUCAAUCAACGUGAAUUGAGCGUGCGCUUCUGUUAAAAUUAAACAAAUAACUAACGAAAUUAAUUCAUCAUGAGUAGAUUCUUUGCUACGGGUUCUGAAUCGGAAAGUGAAUCGUCAUCAUCAGAAGAGGAACCUAUUCCCCAAAAGGCACAAGGCAUUACAGGUGCUUUUACAUUCAGUGAUGAAGAAGAAGAAACUAAGCGUGUUGUGCGAAGUGCACGAGAAAAGAGAUAUGAAGAACUCAUUGAAAUAAUUAAGCUGAUAAAGAAUCAUAAAAAGAUAAAGGAUAUGAGUAAACUUUGGACUAGUUUUGAAAAUUUAACUAGGGCUUUUACAAAAGCAAGGCCUGUUAUUGAGAAAGAAGAAAAUGGCAACAUUCCAAAAUUUUACAUUAGAUGUCUUGUAGAACUAGAAGAUUUUAUUACAGAUUGUUGGGAAGACAAGGAAGGAAGGAAAAAUAUGUCAAAAAAUAACUCAAAGUUUCUGGCUACACUUCGUCAGAAACUGCGGAAAUAUAACAAAGACUUUGAGACUGAAAUUGCAAAUUAUAGGAAAAAUCCAGAUGCCGAGGAUGAGGAGAGGGAAGAUGAAGAAGAACAAGAAUCUGAUGAUGAUGAAGAGAAAACAGUAGAUUUUUUUAAGAAACCCCAGAAAGCUGAGAAGGAAGAACCAAAAUCAAAGCUUUUGAAAGGAUCUGAUGAUGAGGAAUCAGAUGACGAUUCUAUAGACUGGGGUUCAUCUUCAGAGGAGGAAAGUUCCUUAUCCACUGAUGAUGAAAAAUAUGGGGGAAAUCUGGCCACAAAAUUCUUAAAGAGACCUGGUGAAAAAGAUGAACAGAAAGAAAUCACCAAAAGAGAAAAAAAGAGGGAUAAAGAAAGACGUGAGAGGAAGAGAGAUGAUGACGAUGAAGGAUGGGAAGAAGUUAAAGGAGGUGCUCCCAUUAUCAUGGAGAAACCAAAGAUGUUUGCUAAAGAUGCUGAAAUUAAUCACCAAGUUGUGCUAAAAAAAUUCAAUGAGAUAUUAGCAGCAAGAGGAAAGAAAGGAACUGACCGUAGUGAACAAAUAGAUCUGUUAAUUGAACUACUGAAUGUUUGUGAAACCCAUAACUUGGGAUCUGGUAUAUUACUAAAAAUUAUGUUUGCCAUUAUAGCUGCCAUUUUUGACUACAAUCCAAAUAUUGCAACUUGUAUGAAAGGUGAUAUGUGGCAAAAAUGCUUAGACUACAUCAACAUGCUGCUUGAUAUACUUAUAGAAAAUCCAAACAUAGUUGUUGGUGAACACAUAGCUGAAGAAUCUGAGCAAUUAAUUACUCCACCAUAUAGAGUUAAAGGUUGUUGUUUAACAGUUGUUGAGAGGAUGGAUGAAGAAUUCACUAAAAUGUUGCAGGGUUGUGAUGCCCACUCACCAGAAUAUGUUGAAAGAUUAAAAGAUGAAACUGUUGUCUGUAAUAUUAUUGAAAGACUUCAGAAUUAUCUUGAAGGCAGAGGAACACCAUCUGAACUGUGCCGCAUCUACUUACGUCGCAUAGAACAUUUAUAUUACAAGUUCGAUACUAGAGUGUUCAAGAAAAAGGAAAAAAUGGGUUAUAGUACUGCUUUUAAUGGAACUGUUAAUGGAACAAUAAAUGGUAAUGUAUCAGCUGAAAAUGAAGGAAAGGAAGAAGAAGAAACUAGUGCUGACCUUAUCACAAAACUCUGUAAAUUUAUUUGUGCUAAAGAUACUACAGACAGAAUACGAACCCAAGCAACUCUAUUCCGUAUAUAUCACCUUGCACUUCAUGAUGAAUGGUUUCAUGCUAGAGAUCUGCUGCUAAUGUCUCAUCUCCAAAAUACAAUUGAACAUUCUGAUAUUACAACAAUGAUUAUUUAUAACAGAGCUCUUGUUCAGCUGGGGUUAUGUGCUUUUCGACAUGGUUUUAUAAAAGACGCUCAUGCUGCUCUUCUUGACAUUCAGAGUGGUGGUCGUGCUAAAGAAUUGCUGGCCCAGGGGCUGUUGCCUCAACGUCAGCACGAAAGGACUCCAGACCAAGAAAAAAUAGAGAAACGCAGACAAAUUCCAUUCCACAAGCAUAUUAACUUAGAACUGUUAGAAUGUGUUUAUUUGGUUUCAGCUAUGUUGCUUGAAAUCCCAUAUAUGGCUGCACAUGAGCUGGAAGGCAGACGAAGGAUGAUUAGUAAAUCUUUUCACCACCAGUUACGUAACAGUGAACGACAAGCUUUAGUAGGUCCACCAGAAAGUAUGCGGGAGCAUGUUGUUGCUGCAUCUAAAGCAAUGCGUGUUGGUAACUGGAAAGCUUGUAAAGAUUACAUUAUAAAUGAAAAGAUGAAUUCUAAGGUUUGGGAUUUAUUUCAUCAAGCAGAAAAGGUCAGGGAAAUGAUUUCUCAAAAAAUUCAAGAAGAAGCUCUUAGAACUUAUCUUUUUACAUACAGCAGUUAUUAUGACUCUCUUUCUGUUGCAAGGUUGUCUGAAAUGUUUGAGCUUGAUAAAGGAGUUGUUCACAGUAUUUUAUGCAAAAUGAUUAUAAAUGAAGAAUUAAUGGCAUCAUUAGAUGAGCCAACCCAAUCUGUUAUUUUGCAUCGUACAGAACCUUCGAGGAUUCAGGCUUUAUCUCUUCAGCUGGCUGAUAAAGUAUCGUCUCUAGUUGAACAAAAUGAAAGACUUAUGGACUUGAAGCAGGGAUCUUAUUUCAGUCGAAAUAUUGGUCAGCAAUCAGGAACAAGGGAUUCCACUUUCCAGAAAAGUAAUUAUGGUCAGCAGGAUAGGAAUUGGAAUCGAAGAACUAAUCAACGAAAUUAUUAGAGCAAUUGUAUUACAGAACAAAAUUUUCAAUCAGUAAAACAAUUCAUUGAACUGUGACUUUUUUAUUUUUGACUGUUUCAGCAGAACUAGGAUAAAUAAAAAUUGAAUUAUCAUUUUGAAAUAUGGUCCAAUGAAUGGAAUGGAAAAAAAAAAUGGUAUUCACUGUCUAAACAAGGAUUUUUUUUUUUUUUUUUUUUUUUUUUUUUGUAAAUUACUUUUACCUUGUCCAGUAUUCAGUUGUACAUUAAGUCUAUAUUUAAACUGAUGGGACUGUAAAAUAGUUAUUAUGGGGAAAUAAAUGUAAUAUCUAUAUAUUA
Messenger RNA from Stegodyphus dumicola, 3161 nucleotides. It is a transcript of the gene eIF3c, whose product is annotated as eukaryotic translation initiation factor 3 subunit c. Gene Ontology annotation, biological process: translational initiation. Lineage: Eukaryota; Metazoa; Arthropoda; Arachnida; Araneae; Eresidae. The record is from RefSeq and is a predicted model, not a curated record. Gene Ontology annotation, molecular function: translation initiation factor binding; translation initiation factor activity; RNA binding. Gene Ontology annotation, cellular component: eukaryotic translation initiation factor 3 complex.